GGGUGAGAAGGUUGGUUAUUUGGAGAGCCUGGUACCAACCAGAGAGGGUCAGCUGAGCAAAAACCACCACACAAGCAUCAUGGCCAGGAAAAGGCAAAGGCGAAGAAGACGGAAAAUAACCCGCUCCCAGAGAGCUGAGCUUCAAUUUCCUGUUAGCCGUGUAGAUCGUUUCCUUCGAGAGGGAAACUAUUCUAGACGCCUGAGCUCUUCUGCUCCUGUAUUCCUCGCAGGUGUGCUCGAGUACUUAACAUCUAACAUCCUUGAACUGGCUGGUGAGGUGGCCCACACCACUGGCAGGAAGCGCAUAGCUCCAGAGCAUGUGUGUCGUGUGGUACAGAACAACGAACAACUCCACCAACUCUUCAAACAAGGAGGCACAUCAGUGUUUGAGCCACCAGAACCUGAUGACAACUGAUGAUGCCUGGGUCUCAAGAGUCUGGAGGUUCACCGCACCUUCAGCCUCACCCAGCCCCAAUGUCCUUCUGGCUGGGGGAGCUAAUCAAACAUGCUAUUAAAUAGCAUCUAAAUCGAACCCGUUGA
Messenger RNA from Mus caroli (Ryukyu mouse), 540 nucleotides. Its product is annotated as histone H2A-Bbd type 1. Gene Ontology annotation, cellular component: nucleosome. Lineage: Eukaryota; Metazoa; Chordata; Mammalia; Rodentia; Muridae. The record is from RefSeq and is a predicted model, not a curated record. Gene Ontology annotation, molecular function: DNA binding; protein heterodimerization activity; structural constituent of chromatin.